Pseudovirgaria hyperparasitica is the source of this 1450-nucleotide messenger RNA. RefSeq lists its product as uncharacterized. The coding region runs from base 243 to 980 and encodes 245 amino acids. The record is from RefSeq and is a predicted model, not a curated record. The transcript has 2 exons. Lineage: Eukaryota; Fungi; Ascomycota; Dothideomycetes; Acrospermales; Acrospermaceae.
UCAAUGUGCCACACACGUUUCGCCGAGGCCGUCGUGCACUUGUUAACAAAGGUAGUACGUAACCCAGGACACACAUGCCGUCGUUCCGUCCGGAUGGCUCUUACUAGUUCUAUUGUAAGGAAUGCGGGGGACAGGAACGCUAUUAUAUACCAGAUUCGCGUGCAGCUAUCUCACACAAUACCUCCACAACCGUCAAGUACAUAAUACAUCUCCAGAACCUCACUUUUGGUAAUUUCAUCAUCAUGGGUCGCUAUUCGAUUGCUGGCAGCUUACUGCUACUCUCCUACAUUCACGUCUCUCUCGCCGCCGUUUUCGCAGGCCGUCAUCCUAUGAUCACGGGAGCUCCAGAUCACCUUGGCAAACGUCAAGCUCAGUGCGCUGCAACAACAAAUACACUCUGUCCGAACGAUUUUGGUUGCUGUCCAAGCGGCUCGCCAUGUUCUUUCAAUGCGGCCUCUCAAGCCAUUUGCGCCAGCGCUUCAUGCGAGUCUCCCGCCGUCCUCUGUUCCGGUGAUCUCUCCGAUAUAUGCUGCAACCCAGGCUCAACAUGCAACCCAUCCUCAUCCGGAUUUUGCGCCACUACUGCAACUGAUAAUCUCUUUCCGAUGCCGUCCAUAACGGGUGAUCCCGAGCCCACGAACGCUCCGCCCACAUCAGUCGAGCAGACUCCAUCAGCUAUGCCUAGCUCGACUCCUAUGGAAACGCCUAUGCCCAGUGAGACCCCCGUAGAGACGCCGACGAACAUGGAGCCGACCAUCAUUGUCACAAAUGACUUGACUGGCGACGCAACGACGCCCCCAGCAAGCUCGACACCGGCGGCCAGUUCAACGGAUCGUGAGAGUACUUCGCAGAGUACAACUGCCGCACCGAGCAGUUCGUCUGCCGCAGCGAAUCCGGUCGCAGCGACAACAUUAGACGGUGGUUUCGUGACGUUUGUUGUUGGCGCAUUCGCUGGAUUGUUCGCCAUGGGGCUCGUCUAAAGGUGCGAAAUGGACGAUACAGCAACAACGACGACAACGAAAUAAGAUGGAGUACCGUGGUCCAAAGUGAUGACUGUUACGGUUUCUACGGCGAUUAUGAUAUCGUGAUAUACAGCACAUCGCUCAGGAGUUUAUGAAUAUAGCCAGUAUGUAUUAUAAAUCUGAAAUAUCCACACAUAUGGUACUGCCUGGAAUAUGGGUAAGGCAUCAAGGGCGGGCUGUGAGCACUGUGACCAUCUAGGUAUUAGGUCAGUCGAUCCAUUAAUGACACUCACACGUGCACGAUGGGCACGCAUGAACACCCGCAGUACAGGUCGUAAGCCAUCAGUAACUUAGUCAACAUCACAGGACUGACGUCAAGUUAAAGCUUCACAACAUAGACUUUGCGCAGAAAAAGCGCAAAAGGAGUAUAUCUCGCAACAAGAUACGCAGUCCAAUAGCUAUAUCGCUUCGAACGCCAUCCACAUCUA